CCAAAAUGUUCCCAUACAUUUGUUUUACUAUUUUUAGCAGCCAUUCUAACAAUUAUCAUUUAAUUAAAACUAAUCUUCAUUUUUCAAUACGAAAUAAUAAAAGUAUGCGAACAUUUUGGAUAAAAAUGUUAUCCGUUAUCUUGUUUUAAACAAGCCAUUAAAGAUGUGCUUUAUGUAUUUGUAGUUGUACUGUACAUAAAUACACCAAUAUUUAGUGCGUAAAUAUAUCAAUGUUUAAUAGUAAUAUAAUUAAAAUAUGGAUUCAUUUGACAAGUUAGAUGUAGACAUAGAAAAUAAUAUGCAUGGGAGCAAAAUUCCCACUCAACAGAAUGGAAAUAUAUAAUUAAAUUGGUAAAAUUUAUAAAUGAUAUACAUAUUUAGAAAUAACAGAAAAAACAAAAAAAAAACAAAUGUAAACACUUAUUCUAACAAUAAAUAUAAACACUUAUUCUGUUCUUAUUUUGGUAAUCAGAACAAUUUAUCCAAAAUGUUCCCAUUCAUUUUUAGCAGCCAUUCUAACCUAAAUAUUAACUCAGCACAUUCCCAAAAAAAGAAGAAAAUUGUUUUAUUCUAGUGUAUAUAUAUACUCGUCUAAAUAAAACGAUCUCCAUCUGUCCUAUAAAUCGCGAACCAAAGAGAAUCGUCCAGAAAAAAGACAAAACAAAAGAUAUCAAAAUAAUCAAAGAGAAUGAGAUUCACCGAAUAAAUCAAGAGGAACUGUUUUCAAGGUAAGAAAAAAACCUGAAGAUUAUUCCAUUCGAUCUCUAGACACUUCUUUUGUAUCGAAUGGAAUAUUCUGAUCUUGUCAAUAUGGAGAUUCCCUCUGCUUCUUUCGUUCACAAUCAUUGUUUCUAUAAACUUUAAGUUUGUUCAGCAAGAAAUUAAACAUUGCUCUCGAGCCUAUGGCAUUGUCGGUAUCUUCUGCCAAGUUUUCAUCAGAUGAUAAGACGAAGGAUGAAUUUUGUUUUCCUAAAUUUGUUGUGAUGGGUCACCGAGGAUUUGGGAUGAACAUGCUUCAAUCUCCGGACGAGAAAAUGAAAUCCAUCAAAGAAAAUUCUAUUCUUUCUUUCAAUGUUGCUGCAGAUUUUCCCAUUGACUUCGUUGAAUUUGAUGUCCAGGUAACAAGAGAUGGUUACCCUGUAAUUUUCCAUGAUAUCUUUAUGUUCACACAAGAAAAGGGAGUAAUCACUGAGAAAAGAGUAACUGAAAUGCCUUUACAUGAAUUUCUCUCUUAUGGACCACAAAAGGAUGGCGCAAAUGUGAAGCCUAUGUUCAGGAAGACAAAAGACGGACGAAUCUUUGAGUGGAAAGUCAUGAAGGAUGAUCCUUUGUGCACCCUUCAAGAUGCCUUUGUGAAAGUUAAACGGUCCGUAGGGUUCAAUAUCGAGCUCAAAUUCGACGAUAAUACUGUGUAUGGAGAAGAAGCGUUACGUAAAACUCUUGGCAACAUCUUGAAGGUUGUGAAUGAGCAUGCGGAGAACCGGCCCAUAAUCUUCUCUAGUUUUCAUCCUGAUGCAGCUCUACUCAUCAGGAAUAUGCAAAUAAGUUAUCCCGUAUUCUUCUUAACAAAUGGAGGAUGUGAGAUCUAUAAGGAUGUGAGAAGAAACUCAUUCGACGAGGCCAUCAAGAUUUGCAAAGAAGGUGGCUUGCAAGGGAUUGUUUCUGAGGUUAAGGCCAUACUAAGAACCCCUAACGCAGUCCAAAGAGUCCAGGAUUCAAAACUUUCACUUAUAUCAUAUGGCCAGCUUAACAAUGCCGUGGAGGUGAUUUACUUACAAUAUUUGAUGGGUGUGGAGGGAGUGAUCGUUGAUAUGGUCAUGGAGAUCUCUGAAGCCAUCGCCAGUAUCUCGGUUAGGAACAAGGAAGAUGAAGAAGAAGACGAUGGAAGAAAGUCUAUGAUUAUGUUUGGAGAGGAGAGGACAAAGGUGAAGAUUUCUAAAGAUGAGAUCGCUUUCUUAACAAAAUUUGCACCUAAACUGCUUCAACAAUGAAGAUUUUGCUUCAUUUACACAGUUUCACUUGUACAUAGACUAAAUUAGGUGUUUUAAAUAAAACGGUUGUGGCAUAGUUAUUGUGUAAAGAAUGUUUGUGCUCGAUUACUAAUAAGGUGCACAUGGGACUCUAUCUCUCUAGAUAUUAAUCUGGAAAAAUAAAUCUCAUUAAUACAUUUCAACACCAUGAACAUUUAACUAGCGCUUAUCGUGCUCGUAAACAAAGCUCAUACUAAAUAAGUUUACUUGGUUUAAAUAACAAAUGCUUGAAUGCCGUUUGAUAACAAAUCUUUCAGCUCUUCUGACAGUAGUUGAAAAAUAAUAUUUUAAGACUUUUCUUCGGAUGAUUUUGACCAUCUAUUAGAAAUGGCAAAACAGAAAUUCUUGUACUAUGCCCUUUUUGGUGGAUAGAGAUUACAAGGAACCAUAAUUAUGCAUUUCUAAUUGGGAAGUUUACUCAAAUAUAUAAUAUUUUAGGACAGUUGACUAGAACUAUACAAUUUUUUUUUAUUACUGCCAUUUUUUUUAUACCUAGCGUGCCCUUUCUUUAUGUUAUGAGAAAAAAUGUAUUUACAAGAAUGCCAUUACUUUUUAGUGCCACAUAAGCAAAAAUCUGGCGCCACGUAGGAAUUUGGUUCCGUGUUUUCAUUAAGUCAGCCGUAAAGCGCUAUAUACGUCGUUGCGGCUGAGUUAUUUCUACGUUGCGGCUGAAUUAAACAAUGCGGCUGACUUAAGAGAAAACGGCUGACUUAAAAACAUAAGUCAGCUGUUAGUUAUGGAUGAUUUACAUAAAUCUGGCUGAUUUAUGAGAUAACGGCUGACUUACGUACACGCGUUAUGGCUGACUUACACAUUGGCGGUUUGAUUUCUGGAAAAUUCGGCUGAGUUAUAGUUAGGACAUGGCUGAGUUAUGUUUCCAUGGCUGAGUUAAUGAACAUCGACUGGCUGAGUUAUUGAAUUUACGACCGACUUAUGGGAUGUUGUUACGGCUGAGUUAUAUUUAAUCAGCCAUAAUUGGAUGGAUUAACAGUAAACUCAGCUUAUUUACGGCUGACUUAUUAGCGAAAGAUUAAUUACUAGAAUAUCAUUCGUUUGACGGCUGAUUUAUUUGACGAUACGGCUGACUUAUGAUUUUGCAUCCUAAUUACGGCUGAUUUAUUACUGAAAUAGUUCCACGUUUCGGCUGUCUUACAUUGUACAUGAGGGCUAAUUUAUUUAUGAUGAGUUCUAUAUUCGUUUGGCGGCUGACUAACUGAUUUUCCAUGUCAUCCGCCAUGUCAUCAACUCAGAUUUGCCAUGUCAUCACUUGUCUAAUGUUACAACAGUAAAAUAAUGGUCUAUGUUAUCUUUAUUCUUCAUCUUUUUUAUCUAUCUUCUUCAUCUUAUUCUUCAUCUUUCUCUGAGAUCUAUAGUUUAGGGUUUGAAGUUCAAAUUUACGAAAAGAUUAAAGUUUUAAUAUUGUGUCCAAAGGAUAAACUUUAUAAUUUUAUAACUUUAUACUUCUAUAGUUUAGGGUUUGAGGUUCAAAUUUAAGAAAAUAUUAAAGUUUUAUAUUGUGUUCAGAGUUGAAGGAAUGAUUUUGUUUCCGCCCAAAACAUUUUGUUCCCGCCCAAAAUCUGAAACGUCACGAAAAAAAUUACACUUGAUGGCUGAGUUAUAGGAACAUUACGGUGAUGAUCGGUCACCGUAAAUUUGAGACAUAUUUACUACAGUCGUCGUUGUUUUCGAUGAUGAUCGGUUAAAGAAGAAGUUUCCCCUCCUCCAGUUUCAUAUAUGGCGGUCCUAUAUCCUGCUGCUCCCUCUCUCAUUGGAUUCGUCGUCUUGCAGAAGAAAAAAGACUCAAAGAGAGAGAUGAAGAAAUUAAGCCCCGUAAAUUGUAAGAAAAGAGGAGAGUUGAACAAAAAAAAUAAGAAAAUGAAAGAAGACGAAGAAGAUGAUGAAUUUGAAAGCUGAGUUUAUAUGUUUGAUGACUCAGAUGGUGCGUCAUCUGAAUAUGAUAACUUUAGUUCAUACAUUAAGUCUCCAACACAUACAUUUGGGCUGAAUUAUCCUUACAUUACGGCCGAGUUAUUCAUACAUUACGGCUGAGUUUAUAAUUUUUAUAAAUUUAUAGUUUUAGGGCUUGAAGUUCAAAUUUAAGAAAAGAUUAAAGUUUUAAUAUUGUUUUCAAAUGAUUAAACUUUAUAAUUUUUAUAACUUUAUAAUUCUAUAGUUUAGGGUUUGAGGUUCAAGUUUUAGAAAAGAUUAAAGUUUUAAUAUUGUGUUCACAGUAGAAGGAAUGAGUUUGUUCCCGCCCAAAAUAUUUUGUUCCCGCCCAAAAUACGAAACGUCACGAAACAAAUUACACUUGACGGCUGAGUUUUAGGAAUGUUACAGCUGGCUUUUACCAUUCAGAUAUGUUAUGGCUAAGUUAUGCAUACUUUAUAGCUGAGUUAUGCAUACGUUACGGCUAAGUUAUAAUCAAAUUACGGCUGAGUUAUGCAUACGUUACGACUGAGUUUAUAAUUUUAUAACUUUAUAGUUCUAUAGUUUUGGGUUUGAGAUUCAAAUUUAAGAAAAGAUUAAAAUUUUAAUAUUGUGUUCAAAAGAUAAUUUUAUAAUUUUUAUAAUUUUAUAGUUCUAUAGUUUAGGGUUUGAGGUUCAAACUUAAGAAAAUAUUAAAGUUUAAAUAUUGUGUUCAGAGAUGAAGGAAUGAUUUUUUCCCGCCCAAAAUAUUUUUUUCCCGCUCAAAACACGAAACGUCACGAAACAUAUUACACUUAACGGCUGAGUUAUAGGAAUGUUACGGCUGAAUUUUACCAUUCAAAUAUGUUACGGCUGACUUAUACCAUUCAGAUACGUUACGGCUGAGUUAUGCAUACUUUACAGCUGAGUUACGCAUAGAUUACGACUAAGUUUAUAAUUUUUAUAACUUUAUAGUUCUAUAGUUUUGGGUUUGAGGUUCAAAUUUAAGAAAAGAUUAAAAUUUUAAUAUUGUGUUCAAAAGACAAACUUUAUAAUUUUUAUAACUUUAUAGUUCUAUAGUUUAGGGUUUGAGGUUCAAAUUUAAGAAAAUAUUAAAGUCUAAAUAUUGUGUUCAGAGUUGAAAGAAUGAUUUUUUCCCGCCCAAAAUAUUUUUUCCCGCCCAAAAUACGAAACGUCGUGAAACAUAUUACACUUAACGGCUGAGUUAUAGGAACGUUACGGCUGAGUUAUGCACACUUACAGCUGAGUUAUGCAUACGUUACGGCUGAGUUUAAUUAUAAACCAACCCUAUUCUAAAACCUAAAAACAAAAAAGCUUGCAGCCGUGUUGACAAAAUCUAAACCUAACUAAACCACCGUGUGUUUCUUCCAUAUCACGAGAGACGGGAGGUCAUUAUUGUCUUCUUCCUUUGCCACCGCAGUCCCGUUACCAUGAGAGCUCCAACGUCUUCAAGCCACACAACGGUUUUGUUAUCUCCUCCACCAUCAAGAUCCUCUGCCUUAUCCACCUUCUAGUAACAAGAACAAAUUCAAAAGACAGAGAAAGAGUGAGAGAUAUUGAAAGAGAGAGAGGUGACCAGUGUGGUGACAAGCGGUGGUAGUGGUGACUACGGUGAAGAUGGAGACCGGCAAAAAUGGAUCUGAGAAACUGAAACAAGGACGACGUCGGCAAGUAUAGAUGGCUACGAGCUCAAUAUCCGUGAUGAUGGCGAAGACCAGUCUUCUUCGACACUUUCUCUUCUUCGCCGACAAUCUUCUUUUCUUCUUUGACGUUUCUUCUUUUCUUCUUUGACGUUUCUUCUUUUCUCACUUCUAAGAUUUACAAACCAAAUAUACUAAGGCAUAAGAAAUGAAUGAUAAUGUAUGAAUCUCUCUUGUUUAGACAGAAAGUGAAAGAGAUGAAGAAGAUCUGGAACUGUAAAGAACUCCAGAAACAAAGAGAAGAGGAGAAGGAGACGUCAAAUAGAAGAGAGAAAGUGAAGAAAAAAAUGCAUUUUAAACCAUUAGAUCAAAACUAAUCAAUGGUCAAGAAUUGUAAUCCUUGUACUAAAAAAUCUAACCAAUGAGAAAGAAGAUAGAAGAUAACCACUAGAUGGAUUUGUAGCCCUUAGAUUAAAACAAUCAAUGGUUAGUGUUCUAAUUUUGAUGGUUAAAAUUAUAUUUUAUAUUAAAGUGUAUUUUUGAUAAAGCUUUAUAUUUUAAAACUUGGAUUUUAUGAUUAUAUGUUGAUUUUUUGAUGUGUGGUUUAAAUAUGAAGUUUAAAGUUUAGGGUAUAUAACUGAGUAAGUUUAGGGUUGGGUAUAUAGUGUUUUGGGUUUCGAUUUAAGAUUUAAGAUUAUAUUUUUAAAUAACAAAAAUAUUAGAGUUUUAACAUUUGUAGUUAAAAUUUAUGGUAGACGAUUAAUUAAUUUUUUAAAAAAGUUUGAAGUUUAAUGUUUUAUGGUACAGGUCAAUGUAUGUGGUUCAGGGUUUAGGGUUAAAGGUUCGAAAUAGAUGUGGUUUGAGAUCAUGUUUUCAAAAUAUUUAACUUUAUAAUUUUAUUUUUAAUAUUUGUAGUUUAAAUUUUAAAACGUUAUAAAAUAUUAAAAUUUUAUAUCGAAAAUAUUGAACCCUUAGACUAAAAUCAAUCAAUGGUCAUGAAAAAAGCAAUAUAAUUUGUAAUUUUAGUUCUUUUCAUUUUUUUUUUUUAAAAUUGCUUAAAUUUAUAAAAUGUAGUUACGGGUUUAAAUCAAAAUUUAAAAUGGAACUUUAAAUUAAAGAUUAUUUUUUUAAAUGAUUAAAAUUUGAGUUUAACUCUAAACAAUAAACCUAAACUUUAGACAUAUACCUUAAACUUUAAAUAAUAAUAAAAAUAUUGGAUUUAAUGUUCAAAGAUAAACUUUAUGGUUUGAGGUUUAUAUUUAAGAAAAGAUUAAAGUUAGAGUCUUGUAAGUAAGAAUUGUAUAAGUGAUUGUAAGAGAAUAUAUAUCUCAAGAUCAAGUUAAAGUCUCAACUUGAAAUUCAAGAAACUAUACACAUUCAGUUGAGUUAUAUUCACUUGAUAUUGAUAAGAUGAUCUUCAAUAUAACUUCUUAAAGUACUUGGAUUCAGUUUUCCGAUUUUAGGGUAUGUUUGAGGUAUUUUUGAUUUAUAUAAAUGAUACGGCUGAGUUAUCUAAACGAUACGGCUGAGUUAUCUAAACAUUUUAUGAUUUUAGGGUAUGUUUGAGGUAUGGCUGAGUUAUGUAAACAACACGGCUGUGAUAUAUAAACGACACGAAUGAAUAGUGUAAACAUAGCAUAAAUCAAACACACAAUACAUGGGUGAGUUAUGUUUUUUACAUAGAAAACCAAAAAUACAUGUUUUCUGCACCAUUCUGAUAUUCAUCCAUGUAUCCAAGCUUCAAUGAACUCCUCUGUGUCGUCUCUGCUGAAUACGUCACUUCUUUUUGUCUCCUUUAUUUUCUUUUUGUUCAAAUUUCUCUUUCACUCAGAUCUGAAAAAAAAUUAGAUUAUCCAUAUAUGGAUAUGAAAUCACAAGCAAACUUAAUUAAAUACAUCCCACAAUUGCCGAUCUGGGUGUUUUUUGGAAUGUAUUUGUCUUUUCUCCUCGGAACGCACACUUCUUAUAACAAGGUUUUCGGAAAUUGGCGAGAAGUAACUCAGCCACAACUGCAUAUAUAAACCAGCCGUAAAAGAAAAGUAACUCAGCCACAACAUAAAUUAAAACUCAGCCACAAACUCGAAAAAUGCAGCAGAAAAGAGGAUUUCAGGCGAUUGCAGCGAAAAAUAUUUCGUAAAAACGAUUGGAGACAACCAUUUCGGGGAAGACGAUUUUGGGGAAGACGAUAUUAGAGAAGACAAGACAGAGAGUUAGUUCAAGGAAGAGGCAGUAAACUCAAUGUCGAUGACGAUUUUAGGAAAUAUGUGGUUAGGAUUCCUUUAGUUCUUCGACGAAUUUGUGUUGUGUUAUUGUGUUUUUUUAUUACAACGUUAUGUAAUUAAAGAGAUGGUUGAUUGUUCUCUAUUGAUUAUGUGGAUACUUAAUUAGUGAUGUGGAUUUACUGUUUAAAAAUCAUUUCAAUUAAAAAAAACUAACCAAAGGCCCUUAUUGUCAUUUACUAGGGGUAUCAAAACACUCUAGUAAUUUUUAAAAGAUGUAUAACAUUCUAGUAAUAGACCAACUUUUCUAUAACAUUCUAGUAAUUUUCUCUUUCUAAUUUCCCUAGACCAAGGAAAUCAGCUAAAAUGCAUAACUGUGCCGUCGGCUAGCUUUGAUUCCAAUAUGUGAGGGUGAAAAACCAUAACUAGUGUCCUCUCCCAAACUGAAUCCACAGAGAAAUAGAUUAACAAUAUCUUCAAAGGGGAAGGAGUGGAAAUUCGACCAAAAUACAUUUCCUUGCAACCUAAAGGUAACUUAAUGUAGAAAUAUUGUCCAGUAAUGAUUUUUAUUGAUCACUAGAAUUGUGUUAAACAACAUGUUGUUAGGUUUCUUAGGAUGUUAUCUAUAAAGAUAAGACUAAAUCUAUACAUGAUAUUAAUUUAUUAACUAGUUAUUGAUAAUCACUAUCUAUACUAAUAUCAGCCAGUUCAUGUUAGACAUCGGUUGCAGAGUCCAACUUCAGAAGAAAGAUCAAGAAACUAAGCGCAGAGAAGCAGUUAUUGAAUUCAAAGAUUGUAUAUAAAGAAUAACUUUCUAUAUCAAACCUCAGUCCUAUUUUCCUAGACUGAACUCGGUUUUUCUGGAAUAUUUUUAAUUUUUCUUUCUUUUUUAUAUAUAUCUGAUUUCCUCGCUUGCAAACAGAUAGACAUAUAAUAGAUUGAUAAGAAUAGAUAUACCCAGAUUUAGAAGAUGAAAAUCCCAAAGACCAGAACUUGAAAUCCUAAAAAGUUUUAGACUUUGAUAGAUUAGAGAUUGAAUAAUAACCCAGAACCUGUAGAUUUACAGAGUGGUUGCUCAGAUACCAUUUGAUGACUUCUUCCCAAGAAUUUCCACUUUGAUUUUGGUUGGAUCUAACAGGAACAUGAUGAUUGAUGGUUUGAUGGAUGAUUAGGGUUGAUAGAUGAUCAGCCAUCUAACUAGCUUCCUCCGAACAGGUUUAUGGAUACGUUUGAUGGAUUGAAUGGAAACACUGAAGCCGCAUAAUGGCCCCAGAUACUCCUCUUUCAAGUUAUGGAUUUGACACAUCAGUCAACUAGAAAGUUUGUUUAUUGUUUUGGGUUUUCACUCCUCACAAUCAAAUUGUUCAAAGAACAAAUGAAUCACCAAAUCAGAUAGAGGUUU
This is a messenger RNA of Brassica rapa (field mustard), 9217 nucleotides long. RefSeq names its product glycerophosphodiester phosphodiesterase GDPD3. NCBI's taxonomy places the organism in Eukaryota, Viridiplantae, Streptophyta, Magnoliopsida, Brassicales, Brassicaceae. Gene Ontology annotation, biological process: glycerophospholipid catabolic process. The record is from RefSeq and is a predicted model, not a curated record. Gene Ontology annotation, molecular function: phosphoric diester hydrolase activity.